AGCAGAAGUACGUGGAUUCGGACAUUAACUCACUUGCCCUGAGUGUGCUGCAUCACCUGCCACCACUGGAGCUCCUGCACUUCAGCUCUGAGUUGGGAAUCUGUCUUCUGCAAUGGACGAGAUAAAAGGCUUAAGACGGAAGCUCUUCCUCCUUUUCAUUAUUACCUUCGUCAGCAUCUUCAUCUUCACUGUCAGUUCAUCCAGGAGGAACAGAUCUAUCCCAAACCACCGCAGGGCUACGAGCAUUUGCCCCUCUCAUGUCUCUGAUCAGACCAUCACCCCCCUCAACAACACUAAGCACCUACUGGUGUCGGCCUUCAAGGACCAGAGGGUGAAAGGCUUUGAUAUACGCAUCAUUGGCGUCUUCAGGAGAGACUCCAUCCAACCCCUUCACUGUCGCUUCUGCUGUGAAGGUUCCUUGUCGAUCACAACUCCAGCAAACAUUUUACAACAUUCAGACAACUUUGGAUUUCCCUUCGUCGCAACAGAUGUCAUGUGUCCGAUUCCUGAAAACUGCAACGCGACACAUGUCACUCUUCUGCCUCAGCCAGAGAGUGGGAUUGCAUCUAACCAGAUUUGGCUCCCGAUAAGAAACAGAAAGACCAACAUGGACGAGGAGGAAAAGUUGCAGUUUAACUUCACAGUCUGCAUCUCCAACCUGUUUGGAGACUACAACAACGUGCUUCAGUUCGCCCAGACCCUGGAGAUGUACAGACUGUUGGGUGUGGGCAGAGUGGUGAUCUAUAACACCAGCUGUGGCCCAGAGCUCGAUCGUCUGCUGCAGAUCUACAGCCAGGACGGCUUCCUGGAGAUAGUUCAAUGGCCCAUCCACCAACAUCUGAAUCCAUCUAAAGGUUGGCUCUUCUCAGAGCACGGAGGGGACGUGCACUACUUUGGCCAGUUAGCCACGCUUAAUGAGUGCAUUUACAGAUCCAUGGAGCGCUCACGCUACGUCUUGCUGAAUGACAUCGAUGAGAUUAUAAUGCCUUACCAACACGACAACCUGAUGUCUAUGAUGAACAUGCUCGAAGAGCAGCAUCCAAAUACAGGGGUAUUCCUCAUCAAGAACCAUAUUUUUCCCAAAAAACACUUUGAGCCAAGUGGGAGGUUUCACCUACCGCAAUGGAUCGGGCUGCCAGGAGUUAAUAUUCUGGAGCACAUCUACAGGGAGGAACCCAGCAUAAACGUAUACCAUCCGCAUAAGAUGAUACUUCAGCCGAGGUUGGUGGAGCAGACGUCAGUGCACGAGGUGAUCAAACAUAUGGGAAAUUACUUCCAGGUUCCACAAGAGAUCUGUCGGAUCAUUCACGUCCGCGUGGCUCUUCAGAAGGCGCUGACGCUGGAGGAGCUCAAUGUGGACAAACGACUUUGGGACUUCCAUGAAAAACUGGUUCCCAACGUGGACAAGGUGCUGAAAAGAGCGGGACUGCUGAACUCGGAGGGGCAGGCCUGAUGGACGGGACUGCACGGACAGGACAACUUUGAAUUGAACGCAGGUCAAGGGUCAAUGAUAGUCUGGAGAGCUGCAGAGGUGCUGGGUGAUGAUAAAUGGGACUUAUUGGUUUAUUUAGAUUUUAUUUUGUUAUAGAUUGCAUCCAGCUCAGGUAAUUUUCUGAACUGUCCCUCAUCACAUCGACUAUAAUUACAGUAAAUGAAGAAAAUCCUAAUUUC
This is a messenger RNA of Pleuronectes platessa (European plaice), 1671 nucleotides long. RefSeq names its product beta-1,4-galactosyltransferase galt-1. The transcript is spliced from 5 exons. Lineage: Eukaryota; Metazoa; Chordata; Actinopteri; Pleuronectiformes; Pleuronectidae. The record is from RefSeq and is a predicted model, not a curated record. The coding region runs from base 113 to 1453 and encodes 446 amino acids.